Messenger RNA from Rhizoctonia solani, 2265 nucleotides. Its product is annotated as Serine carboxypeptidase. The transcript is spliced from 21 exons. Lineage: Eukaryota; Fungi; Basidiomycota; Agaricomycetes; Cantharellales; Ceratobasidiaceae. Gene Ontology annotation, molecular function: serine-type carboxypeptidase activity. The record is from RefSeq and is a predicted model, not a curated record. Gene Ontology annotation, biological process: transcription initiation at RNA polymerase II promoter; proteolysis. The coding region runs from base 1 to 2265 and encodes 754 amino acids.
AUGUGGAUUGAUAAUGUAUCGUUGGGACGAACGAGGGUCUUCGCGUUCGCGUUCACGCUUCACGAACAAAACUCCCAGCAAGGGAUAUCGCUGCCCACUGCUGCUGCUUCUGCUAGCAACUCAAAGGACCCGAAGAAACGAGCAAAAGCUGUCGAAGUAUUCUCCCAGCCCAAAGAUACAGGUUCAGGAUUCCAAAAGGGCACACAACUUUCCUAUCUCAUUUCAGCUCUCAAGGAACGAAAAGGUCCCAUUCGACUCGAAGAUCUAGGAGCAUAUGCAAACGUCCCAAAUGUGGAAAACGACCCGGUUCUUGUCAAAGCACUCAACGAACAUGAACGAGUGACCGUAGAUCCCAAGCUAAAACUCUACACGUGGCGGCCCGACUUUCAAGUCAAAGAUAAACAAUCCGUGUUGGCCGAAAUCACUCGACAUGCACGAGGCGGGGCUGGUGUAUCGAUGAAAUCCCUCAAGGAAUCCUGGGCGGGUGCUUUGCAGGCUGUCGAGGAACUUGAGAAGGAGGGCGGCAAGGGGUGGGAAGAGGAUAAAACGACUCCGUCUUUCAACCUCACAAGCCUUGUCGGUCCUUCAUCAUCAUUAUCAUCGAUGGUCCGUCUUUUGUCUCUCUUGCUCUGCGUAGGUGCAGUCUCGGCCCGUCUGCGCAACCCGCACGACCGCCACCGCCCACGUGCGGGACCGCCGUCGAUCGCGCGUUCAUUGGCGGAUGAGCACACGCAUGCACCCCGGGCUCCUGAGCUCCCCAAACGCGCGACGACAAUCAGCUUUGCGAAUCCCAAAGCGGCUCAGUAUCUCGUGGAUGGGACCAAGAUCCCCGAGGUCGACUUUGAUGUCGGUCCGUCCUGGUCGGGAUUGAUGCCGAUCUCUGGGAACGCAAACGAAACGAGAAAGUUGUUCUUUUGGUUCUGGCCUACGACUAACGAGAAGCACACGGACGAUCUUGUGUUUUGGACCAAUGGCGGACCCGGCUGUUCUUCCCUAGAGGGCCUGAUUCAAGAAAACGGACCGUUCACAUGGCCGACGGGUACUGCCAAACCUAUUAGGAACCAAUGGGCGUGGACGAACUUGUCUCAUGUACUCUGGGUUGAACAACCAGUCGGCACAGGAUUCUCACAAGGUGUCCCUAAUAUUACGAACGAGGAUCAACUCGCGGAGCAGUUUGCUGGAUUCUUGGCGCAGUUUCUCGAGGUGUUCUCAGAGCUCAAGGGCAAGAACUUUUAUGCUACCGGAGAAUCCUAUGCUGGGUUUUAUGUUCCUUAUAUUGCAAAUUACCUCUAUGAGCAUCCCAAAGCCGUGGACCUCAAGCUCAAGGGAAUUUGGAUUACAGACCCAUCCGUAUCUUACGACCUCGUUACAGAAUUCAUCCCGGCCGUGAACUUUGCCAUAAAAUGGAAAGACGUUCUCAGCCUCAACUCGUCUUUUAUCUCUCAGAUCCAACAAGUUGGGGACAAGUGCGGCUUCACCGAUUAUUCCAAGAAAUACGUGACCUACCCCCCUGCUGGUCCACUUCCGCUCCCUUCGCAGUCGUACGUUGGAUCUCCGGAUUGGGCGGGCAUUAAAGACGAAUGCGCUACCUGGAUCAUGAUAUACGAAGCUGCAAGCAUGGUGAACCCCAACUUUAACGUUUAUCGUAUUUUCGACGUUUGGCCUGUUCUCUGGGAUGUGCUCGGGUUUCCAGGGAGCUUCGAUAGCCAGCAAGGCCCGAUUUACUUCAACCGUACGGAUGUUCAAGAUGCGAUUCAUGCACCGCAUAUCAAUUGGAGUGAAUGCUCUUCGAUUAACGUAUUUGUCAACGGCACCGAUACUUCUAUACCAUCAAUGCUGAGCGUCAUGCCUAAUGUGAUCGAGAAGAGCGAGCGAACUGUGGUCAUGCACGGUGGCAUAGACUAUGUGCUAAUCGCGGAAGGCACAAGAAUUGCGAUUCAAUCCCGCCACUCUAGAAACAUGACGUGGCACGGUCAGCAGGGCUUUCAGCGACCGAUAGCAAAUGAGAGCUUCAUAAUUGAAGGCUUUGGCAUCCUCGGCGCUAUGCAUCAAGAGAGGAACUUGACAUAUGUCGAAGUCGAUCUUUCGGGUCACAUGAUGCCUCUAUAUGCACCUUGGGCUGCGUACAAGACACUGAGCUACCUUCUUGGAAGGGAGGAGCUUACGGAUCAUACCAAUGAUGCUGCUUUAUACCCAAGCGCAUAUGAGUUGUACGGAUCGGCGUCCAGCAAAAAAGUUGUGAAUCGGCACCGAACGGAGCUUUAA